This is a messenger RNA of Morus notabilis, 1155 nucleotides long. RefSeq names its product probable O-methyltransferase 3. Gene Ontology annotation, biological process: methylation. Gene Ontology annotation, molecular function: protein dimerization activity; S-adenosylmethionine-dependent methyltransferase activity; O-methyltransferase activity. The record is from RefSeq and is a predicted model, not a curated record. The transcript is spliced from 2 exons. Lineage: Eukaryota; Viridiplantae; Streptophyta; Magnoliopsida; Rosales; Moraceae. Bases 1 to 1155 code for a protein of 384 amino acids.
AUGGAGAAAGUAGUGAGAAGCUCUGGGCAUGAUCUUGAAAUAAAUGCCACUGAGCUAGUUAAAUCUCAAGCCCACAUUUGGAACCAAAUCUUCAACUUCAUAAACUCCAUGUCCCUCAAAUGUGCCAUUCAAUUAGGUAUACCAGAUGCCAUUUAUAGUCAUGGCAAGCCCAUGAUUCUUUCACAACUCAUAUCCUCCUUGCCAAUCCACCAAAAUAAAAGGCCUGAUUCUCGUUUGAUCUACCGCCUCAUGCGCAUCUUGGUCAACUCCGGCUUCUUUGCUCUCGAAGAAGUCGUCGUUGGGGAAACCAACCUAUUAGAAGAAGGUUAUGUCCUCACAAAUGCUUCCAAAUUACUUCUUAGGGACAAUCCCUUGAGUGUCACACCCUUCUUGUUGUCUAUGCUUGACCCUAUUAUGACUAAGCCUUGGCAUUCUAUUAGCACUUGGCUCCAAAGUGAUGAUCCUACUCCAUUUGCCACAACACAUGGGAAGGAAUUUUGGGACUACAAUGAGUAUGAUCCCAGGCUGGGAAAUUUGUUCAAUGAGGCCAUGGCUAGUGACGCGCGAUUGGUCACGAGCGUGGUGAUCGAGAAGUGCAAAUCCAUGUUCGAGGGAUUGGAAUCCUUGGUUGAUCUUGCAGGAGGCACUGGGACGGUGGCCAAGGCCAUUGCAUAUGCAUUUCCUCAUUUAGCAUGCACUGUGUUUGAUCUACCCCAUGUUAUUGCUGAUUUGCAGGGAAGUAAGAACUUGAAAUUUGUUGGUGGGGACAUGUUUGAUGAAAUUCCUCCAGCAGAUGCAAUUUUCGUGAAGUGGAUAUUACACGACUGGAGUGACGAAGACUGUGUAAAAUUACUGGAGCGAUGCAAAGUGGCAAUUACAUGCAAAGGCAACAAAAAUGGGAAAGUGAUUUUAGUAGACAUGGUCAUUGUGGAGGAGCAAAACAACAAGGACAUUGGUCAUGAUCAUCAUGCUCAUGAUCAUGAUCAUCAGUCGUACGAAACUCAACUCUUCUUUGAUAUGUUGAUGAUGGUGUUACUCUCUGGCCGAGAGAGGAAAGAGACAGAGUGGGCUAAGCUCUUUUUUGAUGCAGGGUUUAGCACUUAUAAGAUAACUCCUAUUUUGGGUGUUAGAUCUCUCAUCGAAGUUUUUCCGUAA